AUGCCUCGUUGGCAUAAAGAAGUCUGCUCUAGUCCAAGAGUUGUUAUUGCUGGUAAUACUCCACGCUGUGAGGCAUGCGAUAGUGUCCCCGAUAUACAAAAGUACAUCAAUCAGCAAAGGUCUAUUCCUUCUUUUACCCAACCUCCACCUGACCCUCCUCUGGGGCAGCUAAACCUCCGUUGGCCUGGCUCAAUAAAGUACCAGCAGCAGCCUACAAAAGCUGUACAGCUUGAUGGCGGCCCAUCAGCAAAUAAGCAAAGCUUAGAUGUCAUCGAACCGGGAGAUAACAAAAAGGUCGUUCAGUCUCCCAUCUAUGCCUCGAAAUUGGGAAAAGACGAGUUCAGACUACUCUUUCUGAGUCCCUCUACUGAUCAUUACGCCCCUGUACACGCCGAGCUAGUGGUACAUCAGGAUGGCCGAUCCCCGCAAUACGAGUCAACAUCCUACACGUGGGCUGGAGAGAAUGGUGACAGCUCCAAGUGCAGACCGUUGUACAUUGGACGGUAUUGGGAUGUUGCUUUGCAGACCCAGAACUGCUGGUAUAUGCUGCAGUCAUUACGGCUCCCGAUAGGCACUCGUGCUGUCUGGGUUGACGCCAUCUGCAUCAAUCAGAACGACAUUGAGGAAAGGGAUUCACAAGUGAUGAAAAUGUCACAAAUGUACAAGAAUUGUCAUCGAGUCGUAGUUUACCUCGGCCCAGACAUGGCAACAUCCAUUCCAGCAAGUUAUCCAGCCCAGAAGGAAUUAGUCCUGAGCAACUCUCAAGCAUCAACUGGAAUAUCGCCUAACUCUUUCCGCGAGCUCCUUUGCAGGCGGUACUUUAGCCGCGUUUGGGUUGUACAAGAGCUCGUUUUGGCCAGAAGAGUAGCAAUUCAGAUCGGGGAUUCAGAAUACUGGAUGGACUCUACUACGAUGAGAUUCAUGAAAACCCAUAACAACUGGGAUUGGAACUCAACUAGUGCCCCAUGGCUCCAAAAUGUUGGUUUAGAGAGAUUGCAGAAAACCAAUAUCUUUCAUAUCCUUCGAGCAACGCGCAUGUGCCAGUGCGCCGAUCCGCGUGAUAGGGUCUUUGGAAUCCUCUCCUUGCUUAACGAUAACUCUUCCGACUCUGAUCUCCGCGCAGACUAUUCUUUAUAA
This is a messenger RNA of Fusarium tjaetaba, 1137 nucleotides long. RefSeq names its product heterokaryon incompatibility het-6. Bases 1 to 1137 code for a protein of 378 amino acids. The record is from RefSeq and is a predicted model, not a curated record. NCBI's taxonomy places the organism in Eukaryota, Fungi, Ascomycota, Sordariomycetes, Hypocreales, Nectriaceae. The transcript has a single exon.